CAACAUGAACUGCAGCGUGCACCACAGUGUGCUCCUCAGUUACGGGAUGGAGAAGAGGCUAGACCCAGGCACUCUGCAGCUCCUCUGGGACUUUGUCAAAGCAAAGGAGCAAUUACUCAAGUCCCCUUACUUUCCAGUGCUGUUUUCGUUUACAGCUUACCUGACUUUCUGUCUUCCUUACAUUGCACUGGACUUCUUAAGCACUAAAGUACCAGCCGUGAGAAAAUACAAAAUCCAGCCUCUGAGUUAUCCAACUCUGGGAAUGAUGGUACCGUGUAUGGUUCAGUGUGUCUAUCAUCACGCUGUCUUUAUCUUCCCAGUGACAGUUGCUCAUUGGUACUGGAGACCAGUGGAUUUACCAGUAAUGGCUCCAGACCUGCCGAGGGUCCUGCUGGAUGUAACGGUUUGCCUGCUUCUCUUUGAUUUCCAGUAUUUUCUGUGGCAUUUGCUUCAUCAUAAGGUGCCUUGGCUCUACAAGACUUUUCACAAGGUUCAUCAUAAGCAUGUAUCUACGUUUGCUCUUACCACACAGUACUCAAGUGUUUGGGAGUUACUUUCACUGGGAUUUUUUGCUGCCAUAAAUCCAGUGUUGCUGAAGUGCCAUCCUUUGACAGAAAUGAUUUUCUUCCUUGUUAAUAUCUGGCUGUCAGUGGAGGAUCAUUCAGGCUAUGAACUUCCAUGGUCAACAAACAGACUGAUGCCAUUUGGCUUGUAUGGAGGAGCUCCGCAUCAUGAUCUCCAUCACCUGAAGUUCAAAUGUAACUAUGCUCCUUACUUCACCCACUGGGACAGACUAUUUGGAACACUUGCUCACGCACGUUCACAACAAUAACAGGGAAUUCGUCUGUUACCUACCUAAUUUUGUAAAGCAAAUAAAUUAAGAGUAUAUUUUUUUUCAGAGCCACAGAAAUAUAUAUAUAUUAUGUGAAAACAUUUAUAACAAAUCUAAUUUAAUGUUUGUAUAUAUAUUUAUGGAAUUGCAUAUGUAAUGUCUGUUACUACUUGUUUGGAAACAAUGUCACAUUAUAAGGAAAGUAUUGAGACACUCGCUGCCUUCUUUCCUUUGAACAUGCUAGCUUUUAUAAAGCAUAUUGUGUUACUGUGUUUUAUAUGUACAGAGAAAUAUUUUCUUGAUGUUCUAGGAGGACUUGUGAUAUGAAUAGAAACAACACACAUAGUGUGCAUUAAGAAUUCCAAGAAACGAUCUUAUUUUAAAAAAGGUUGCUUCUGGAUGGCGUUAAAUGUCUAAUCUGAUUCUGUUUUUCUUUGCAAUAAUUUGGAUCUUUAUAUUGCAUACCCCAGUAUAUUCUUUUUUAUUUUUUUAAGUGGAAAUAAAUCUUCAUAUUUGU
This is a messenger RNA of Malaclemys terrapin pileata, 1349 nucleotides long. RefSeq names its product cholesterol 25-hydroxylase (gene CH25H). Lineage: Eukaryota; Metazoa; Chordata; Testudines; Emydidae. Gene Ontology annotation, biological process: sterol biosynthetic process; cholesterol metabolic process. Bases 5 to 832 code for a protein of 275 amino acids. The transcript has a single exon. The record is from RefSeq and is a predicted model, not a curated record. Gene Ontology annotation, molecular function: steroid hydroxylase activity; C-4 methylsterol oxidase activity; iron ion binding.